Molecule: messenger RNA, 2511 nt
Organism: Aureobasidium namibiae CBS 147.97
Lineage: Eukaryota; Fungi; Ascomycota; Dothideomycetes; Dothideales; Saccotheciaceae
Product: DUF221-domain-containing protein
Exons: 2
Coding region: 1-2511 (836 amino acids)
Cellular component (GO): plasma membrane
Molecular function (GO): calcium-activated cation channel activity
Source: RefSeq, a predicted model, not a curated record
AUGGAUUUCUUCACGUCUGGAGGCAAGGACGACCCGAAUAAUGUCAGAGGAAAGCAACGAUCAACGACGCUCCAGAUCGAGCUGUCGGUAGCGCUUGGAGUACUUGCCUUUUUGUCGUUUUGCGUGCUGCGGCCGCGGUGGGACGGUCUCUAUGCAGCGAGGAAGAAGUCCAAGGACCAGGCCUCCGCUCUGCCCGAACUGCCCAACAGUCUCUUCGGAUGGAUGCUACCGCUAUGGCGUAUUACCGAACAACAAGUGCUCGCCUCGGCUGGACUGGAUGCCUACGUCUUUCUCCGCUUCUUCAAACUGGCCAUCAAGUUUCUGUCCAUCACCCUGUUCUUCUCGCUGGUCGUCAUCAAACCCGUCCACGACAGCUACCCCGACGAUGACAAGAAACACAGAAACUCGACCCUGCCUUUCGUGCCCGAUUACGAUUUCGACUACGAGUUGCGGAAGAGAAGCGAAUCGUUGAUGCCCCUGAACCAUUCUGCUCCGUGGAUGCCUGAGGUCGAGACAGAUUACCUGUGGAUGUAUCCCGUCUUUGCCUAUGUGUUCACCGGCAUUGCUCUAUACCUCAUCACCUCCGAGACACGCAAGAUCAUAGAAGUCCGCCAAGAAUACUUAGGCACCCAGACCACAAUCACCGAUCGCACCAUCCGUCUGUCCGGUGUCCCGCCAGAGUUGCAGUCUGAAGAGAAGAUCAAGGAUUUUAUUCAAGAGUUGGGCAUUGGUAACGUCGAGAGUGUUCUGAUGUGCCGCCAAUGGCUUGAGCUGGACCAACAUAUUAUCAAGAGAAACGACCUCCUUCGUCGUCUAGAAGAGGCAUAUACUGUCUAUCAAGGCCAGCGUUCUAUCGAGCGAAACCUGGAAGCCUUGCCGAUUGUACAGCCCGUGCCACCAGGUCCUACGGUCAACCCAGAAGAUGAUGAACACGACGAUGACGAACACCGCCGUCUACUUCGCUCCAACGAAGCAAUGCCUGCUCAGACACCGUACGCCAAAGUUCGUCCAAAGGCCAAGAUCUACUAUGGGCGCUUCAAACUGCGCAGCCGCCAAGUUGACGCCAUCGACUACUACGAAGAGAAACUCCGUGUGUGCGACGACGAGAUUAGGGAGUUGCGCACCAAGACCUUCGAGCCUGUACCCCUAGCCUUUGUCACGAUGGACAGUGUUGCUGCUUGCCAGAUGGCCUGUCAAGCUGUCCUCGAUCCUUCACCGUUGCAACUGUUGGCCAACCCCAGCCCUGCACCUGCCGACAUCGUCUGGACAAACACCUAUCUUAGCAGGAGAAGUCGCAUGUUCCGCUCAUGGUCCAUCACCGCCUUCAUCCUGCUGCUGACUGUCUUCUGGUCCGUCACAUUCGUCCCUAUUGCCACCUUUCUGAACGUCGACACCAUCCGCGAGUUCUUCCCCUCUCUUGCUGAAGUUCUUGACUCGCAUGCCUUGGUCCGUUCUCUUGUCAUCAACCAACUGCCCACCAUCGCUGUUACCCUACUCAAUGCUAUCGUACCCUAUCUAUACGAUUGGCUCUCGAAUUGCCAAGGUAUGACAUCCCAAGGCGACGUCGAGCUCUCGGUCAUCUCCAAGAAUUUCUUCUUCACCUUCUUCAACUUCUUCAUCGUCUUCACCAUUCUCGGUACAGCUUCGAAUUUUUACGACCAGUACAAAGAUAUCGGCAAGAAUCUUAGAGACACGACAAGAUUUGCAUGGACUCUCGCAUCUUCCCUACAAGAACUACUCGCCUUCUAUACAAACUUCAUCAUCCUCCAAGGUCUCGGUCUGUUCCCAUUUAGGCUUCUGGAAAUUGGUACCAUGGCUCUCUAUCCUAUCGGGCUCAUGGGAGCCAAGACGCCCAGAGAUUACGCCGAACUCAUACAGCCCCCUCGUUUCAGUUAUGGCCUUUACCUUCCUCAAACUAUUCUCAUCUUCAUCAUCUGUGUUGUCUACAGUGUGUUGAGAGAUAGCUGGAAGGUCAUUCUGUCUGGCCUGGUUUAUUUUCUCAUUGGAAGUUUCGUGUACAAGUACCAGCUUCUCUACGCAAUGGACCAUCGCCAACACUCUACUGGCAAGAGUUGGAUCAUGAUUUGCGAUCGUGUACAAAUUGGUAUAAUUUUGUUCCAGAUCACCGUCGGUGGGCAGCUCGCACUCAAGAAGGCUUUGCUGAGAAGUGUCAUGCUGGUACCUCUUGUAGUCGGCAGCGUCUGGUUCUUCCUCGUGUUUGGCAGAACCUACAAACCUCUGAUGGAGUUUAUCGCGCUCAAGAGUGUCAGAAGAGCAGAACACGCAGAUUACGCAUCGGCAGAACAACACGGAGUCGACUCCGACAACCAUCACCGCUAUCAGCAAGAGUCCAAUCAUGGAUUGACGGUAGACGAAUCGAGAGAACGCGGCAUGCGAUUCAUCAACCCCAGUCUGAUCUCUCCGCUCGAAAAGGUAUGGAUCGCGGAUAGCAUGCGCAGCCGCAGCAGCAGACCCACACAGAUGGCGGCUGGAGAUGACAGCAACGCUUGA